AUGAAACGUAGCAAGUGGAGCUGUUGCUCCACACAACGCUUCAUGAUUUCAUGGACUCUGUUGGCCACGGUAUUGCUGAGUUGUGGGCCACAAUGGGCGACGGGUCAUGGUGCCACUACAUUUAUGCCAGCCUUAGAAUGUUACGAUAAAUACGGUAAACCUCAGAGAUGUAUGCCCGAAUUUAUAAAUGCUGCCUAUCAACUGCAAAUUGAAGCGACAAACACCUGUGGCGAACAAGGCGAUAAUCACUUUUGUGUACAGACCAUGAAUUCAAAUCACAAGAACUGUGAAUUCUGCAGAUGGGAAGAUCACAAUCCAUCGUUCUUAACCGAUUUGCAUGAUCCACAGAAUCCAACGUGGUGGCAGUCUGAGACAAUGUUUGAAGGCAUCCAACAUCCAAAUCAUGUUAACCUUACAUUGAAUUUGCGUAAAUCAUUUGAUAUCACAUAUGUUCGUUUGCUCUUCCGUUCACCACGUCCCGAAUCGUUUGCCAUUUAUAAGCGUACUUGUGAAACCUGUUCCUGGGAGCCGUAUCAAUACUACAGUGCCACAUGCCGUGACACAUAUGCCCUGCCCGAUUAUCGUUCAAUACGCAAGGGCGAGGGUGAGGCACAUGCCUUCUGUACCAGUGAGUACAGUGACAUUUCACCAUUGCGAGAUGGUGAAAUUGCUUUCUCUACGCUGGAGGGUCGUCCCAGCAGUAUACACUUUGAACACAGUGCCGAAUUGCAGGAAUGGGUAACAGCCACUGAUAUUCGCAUUACCCUUGAUCGUCUCAACACCUUCGGUGAUGAACUUUUCGGCGAUGCUCAAGUAUUGAAAUCAUAUUUCUAUGCAAUUUCCGAUAUUGCUGUGGGUGCCCGCUGCAAGUGUAAUGGUCACGCCAGUAAAUGUGUUGAAAGUACCGGUAUGCAUGGUGAACGACGACUGGUUUGCGAGUGUCGACACAACACCGAUGGUCCCGACUGUGAGCGGUGUUUGCCAUUGUACAAUGAUGUCAAAUGGAAGAUGGCCACAUCGACCGAUGUCAAUGAAUGUAAACCUUGUAACUGUAACGGCUAUGCCGAUAAAUGUUUCUUCGAUGCUCACCUGUUCAAUUUAACCGGUCAUGGUGGUCACUGUUUGGAUUGUCGUGAAAAUCGUGAUGGUGCCAAUUGUGAACGCUGUAAGGAGAACUUCUAUAUGCGCGAGGAUAACUAUUGUGUUCACUGUGGCUGUGAUCCGGUCGGUUCCCGAUCCCUGCAAUGUAAUAGCCAAGGCAAAUGUCAGUGUAAACCAGGUGUUACCGGCGACAAGUGUGAUCGUUGUGCUGCCAACUUUUAUCAAUUCAGUGCUCAUGGCUGUCAGCCAUGUGGUUGUGAUCCUCGCGGUUCAUUGGAUAAUACACCAUCAUGUGAUCCCGAAACAGGUGUUUGUCGUUGCAAGGACAACGUGGAGGGUAAACGCUGUAAUGAAUGUAAACCCGGCUUCUUCAAUUUGGAUUUGACAAAUCGUUUUGGUUGUACCCCCUGUUUCUGUUACGGCCACACCUCAGAGUGUCAAACAGCUCCAGGCUAUUCCAUUGUCUCGACCACUUCCAAUUUCAAUAAGCACAAAGAACGUUGGGGUGCUGUGGAUUUGUACAACCACGAAGUCGAUAUCAAAUAUAAUCAAUACAGUCACAGUAUUGGUACAACGGCCCAUGGCAAUGACUAUGUUUACUUUUUGGCGCCCGAUCGUUUCUUGGGUGAUCAGAGAGCUUCGUAUAAUCGUGAUUUGAAAUUCAAAUUACAGCUGGUUGCCCAAAUUGCCCCCGAUGCCAGUGCCAGUGAUGUUAUCUUAGAAGGUGGUGGCACCAAGAUUUCGCUGCCCAUCUUUGCCCAAAACAAUGGCAUGCCCGAUCAAACUAGCAAGGAAUUUGUCUUCCGUCUCAACGAACAUCGUGACUAUCAGUGGCAACCCAGUCAAUCGGCCCGUGGCUUCCUUUCAAUUCUAUCGAACUUGACUGCCAUUAAAAUUCGUGCCACUUACUCGAAACAGGGUGAGGCCAUCCUCGACGACGUCGAAUUGCAAACCGCUCACCGUGGUGCUGCUGGCCAGCCUGCCACUUGGAUUGAACAGUGUACUUGCCCCGAGGGAUACUUAGGUCAAUUCUGUGAAUCUUGUGCUCCUGGUUACCGCCACAGUCCAGCUAGAGGUGGUCCCUUCAUGCCUUGCAUUCCUUGUGAUUGUAAUGGUCACGCCGACAUUUGUGACUCGGAGACGGGUCGUUGUAUUUGUCAACACAAUACCACAGGAGAUAACUGUGAUCAGUGUGCCAAGGGUUAUUAUGGCAAUGCCUUGGGAGGUACCAAAUACGACUGUAAACGCUGUCCAUGUCCCAACGAUGGAGCCUGUAUGCAAAUUAGCGGUGAUACUGUCAUUUGUACCGAAUGUCCCGUGGGUUAUUUCGGCGCCAGAUGCGAGCAAUGUUCAGAUGGGUUCUAUGGCGAUCCGACCGGCUUGAGCGGUGUCGUCCAAACCUGUAAGUCUUGUGACUGUAACGGCAAUGUAGAUCCCAACGCCGUGGGUAAUUGUAAUCGUACCACUGGUGAAUGUCUUAAGUGUAUCCACAACACAGCUGGCAAAUAUUGUGACAAAUGUUUGCCCGGCCAUUUCGGUGACCCUUUGGCCUUGCCUCAUGGUAAAUGUGAUCGUUGUAGCUGUUAUCUCCCUGGUACCGAACAAAACCAAGAUGGUAUUUCCGAAUGUGAUCAGGUCACCGGUCAGUGUCAUUGUAAACCCAAUGUGAUUGGUCGUGAUUGUGGUGAAUGUCAACCUGGUUUCUUCAACAUCAAGUCCGGCAACGGUUGUGAAAAUUGUAUGUGUGAUCCUGUGGGUAGUUACAAUUCAACCUGUGAUCGUGUUACUGGUCAAUGUUUCUGUAAACCCGGUGUUGUGGGUCUUCACUGCGAUCAAUGUGCUGUUUAUCACUAUGGAUUCUCGUCGGAAGGUUGUAAACCAUGCGAAUGUGAUGAAAGUGGUUCGAAAGGCUUCCAGUGUGACCAGAAUGGACAAUGUCCUUGUAAUGACAAUGUUGAGGGUAGACGUUGCGAUCGUUGUAAGGAGAAUAAAUACAAUCGCCACUUGGGUUGUAUUGACUGUCCCGAUUGCUACAACCUUGUUCAGGAUGCUGCCAAUGAACAUCGUGCCAAAUUGUCAAAUCUCAGUUCGACCUUGGAUGAAAUUGCCCGCACGCCUGUAACCAAUGACGGUGAGUUUGAGGCUAAAUUAAAGGCUGUGCAGGAAAAAGUUGAUAUCCUGCUUAUGGAUGCCAAAUAUGGUGUGGGUGAAGGUGGUCGCACAUAUGUCGAAGUUCUGGAUGAUUUACGUAGCCGUUUGGAAAGUGUUAACACACAUUUGGAUAAUGCCGAUACAUUGCAAGAUGCUGCCAAUAUUGAAAUCGACAAGGCCAAGCAAAACCAUACUAAUGUGCAGGACAUCAUUGAGGCGGCCAAGAGUGAUUUGAAGAAUGCCUUGAAUUUACUCAACGACGAAGGUGCCCAGGCCUUAGCUAAGGCUCAAAACAAAUCCGUCGAAUUUGGUGUACAAUCCAAUCAAAUUUCGGAAAUUUCACGUGAAGCUCGUGCUUUGGCUGAUCGCUUGGAAUCUGAGGCACAAUUCGAUUUGAAGAAUGCCAAGGAUGCUAAUGAUGCUGUCGAAAAGGCUUACCUCCUGGCCAAGAAUGCUAUUGAUUUGCAACAAAAGGUCAACGAAGAACUAAGAACCGAAGUGCGUUUGGAAUUGAAUACCGUCAAGCAGACCUUGAACACCGUGGCCCAGAUUACCAAAGAAGCUUUGCGCAAAGCCAAUGAAGUGUACGAUGCUGCUUUGACUUUGUUAACCGAUGUGAAUGGUUUGGUGGCGCCCAAUAUUGACAUAAAGAAAUUGAAAGAGGAAGCAUUGCAGGCUAACAUUUUGGCCGAUGAACUAUUGCGUCAGGUGAAUGAUGUUUCGAAUAGUAAUGGUGAAUUGUUUGGAAAUUUGGAAGAUGAACUGAUUUUAGCGGAGAUUAUGCUUGAAAGAGCCAACCAACAAAAGAUGGAUGACAUUGAUUUGUUGAAGCGGGCCCAGGAUGCCUUUGAAAAGGCAACCAAAGCUGUUGAACAGGGAGACAAUACCUUGAAGGAGGCCAAUAAUACCUACAACACCUUGGCUGGUUUCCAAGCCGAUGUUGAAAAGUCAGCUGCAAAUGCCCAAAUGGCUUUGAAAACGGUUGGCAGUAUUGAACAAGAAAUCCAAAAGGCUGACGAAUUGAUACGCCAAGCUGAAACAGCAUUAGAGGGUGCCAACAAAAAUGCCAAUGAAGCUAAACUGAAUGCCCAGGAAGCUCAGCAGAAGUUUGCCGAACAAGCUUCGAAGGAUGCCGAAUUUAUACGCCGACGUGCCAACGAAACUAAAGUAAAUGCCCGUAAACUGCGAGAUGAAGCCGACCAAUUAAACCAUCGUGUUAAAAUAACCGAAACCGAUAUUGCCCGAUUAGAAGAGUCAUCCAGCAAAGAUGAUAACUUAGUCGAUGAUGCCAAGCGAAAGGUGGGUCAAGCUAAGGCCGACACAGAAGAAGCCAAAAAACAAAUCAAUAAGGCUGUCAAAGAAUUGGAUGAUAUCAAGGAUGAAUUGAUAAAUCUGAAGGAUAUCAAUACAGCUGAUUUGGAUCAAUUGGAAAAACGUUUGGAUGCCGUUGAAGCUGAAGUUACCCGCGCCAACUUAACAGGACGCAUUGAUAAAUUCCGGGAAAUGCGUAACAUCCAAAAGAAAACCAUAGAUAAAUAUGAAAAAGAAAUGCAAGAAUUGGUAGCCGAAGUAACGAAUGUUCGUUUGAUAUCUGAGGCAUUACCGGCUGAAUGUUUCUCAAGAAGUCGAUUGGAGCCAUAA
Molecule: messenger RNA, 4893 nt
Organism: Musca vetustissima
Lineage: Eukaryota; Metazoa; Arthropoda; Insecta; Diptera; Muscidae
Gene: LanB2
Product: laminin subunit gamma-1
Exons: 12
Coding region: 1-4893 (1630 amino acids)
Source: RefSeq, a predicted model, not a curated record